Molecule: messenger RNA, 266 nt
Organism: Perkinsus marinus ATCC 50983
Lineage: Eukaryota; Perkinsozoa; Perkinsida; Perkinsidae
Exons: 1
Biological process (GO): telomere maintenance; DNA repair
Molecular function (GO): DNA helicase activity
Source: RefSeq, a predicted model, not a curated record
UUACGGGGCAACGGGUUGAAGAUGGCUUUCUUGUUGAGCCUUGAUGUUAUCGUUUUCGAUGAAUGUGGGCUCAUAGACCAAUGUUUGUUCUCUGCAUUGAGUGAUAUCAUGUGUACGUUGAGGAAAGUUAGAACUCCUUUCGGUGGCACAUUGUUGCUGUUAAGCGGAGACGCUUAUCAGUUGAGUCAGAUAAGUGGCCGCUCAUUAUGGUCAUCGUCAUACAUGCAUUCUUUGUUUGACGUUUAUGAAUUGCAACACCAAGUCAG